This is a messenger RNA of Zea mays, 892 nucleotides long. RefSeq names its product NAC domain-containing protein 2. Gene Ontology annotation, molecular function: DNA binding. Lineage: Eukaryota; Viridiplantae; Streptophyta; Magnoliopsida; Poales; Poaceae. Gene Ontology annotation, biological process: regulation of DNA-templated transcription. Bases 111 to 608 code for a protein of 165 amino acids. The transcript has 2 exons. The record is from RefSeq and is a predicted model, not a curated record.
CCGACAAGCCCGUCGCGCCGCGCGCCGCCGCCGCCCGCACGCUCGGGAUCAAGAAGGCGCUCGUCUUCUAUGCCGGCAAGGCGCCGCGCGGGGUCAAGACGGACUGGAUCAUGCACGAGUACAGGCUCGCUGACGCCGGCCGCCGCGCCAAGAAGGGGUCGCUCAGGUUGGAUGACUGGGUGCUGUGCCGGCUGUACAACAAGAAGAACGAGUGGGAGAAGAUGCGGCUGGGGAAGGGGGCAGUCGUCGGCGCAGCCAAAGAGGAGGAGGCCAUGGACAUGAGCACCUCCCACUCGCAGACCCACUCGUGGGUCGAGACGCGCACGCCGGAGUCGGAGAUCGUGGACAACGACCCGCCGUUCCCUGAUCUGCCGGCGCCGGCACCCGCGAUGAUGGUGCCCAAGAAGGAGCGGGUGGACGACGGCGGCAGCGCCAGGACCAGCGACCUGUUCGUGGAUCUCAGCUACGACGACAUCCAGGGCAUGUACAGCGGCCUCGACAUGCUGCCGCCGGCCGGCGAGGACUUGUACUCCUCGCUCUUCGCGUCACCCAGGGUCAGGGGGAACCAGCCCACCGGAGCCACGGGGUUGGGCUUGGGCCCCUUCUGAGUGAGCUCAGGCCUCAGGCGAGGAUGGAGGCAUGGAGAUGAGGAGAGAAGACGGACGGCGUUGCGAACUCUGUAAAUACAGGCAGCAUAGGAGGGGAGUCGAACCUGACUGAACCUGGUCAGGGUUACAAGUCGAGUGUGUCGGUGUUUCGUACAUGGGAAUGGGAGCCGGCCCGGUCUUGGCUUGGCGCUGGCUCAUUCUUUAGUUUCACUUCCUGCGCAGACGGUAGAUGUGUAUGCGUAGCUGUUCACUAUCACUUCCUCUUCAACAGAACCGAUUCACUC